CAGACUCAGCCACACUUUCCCUGCCGCUAUCGAAAGCUUGAAACUACAUCUGCAGGCUCUACUAAUAGCUAGGGAUUUCAAGCUUUCGAUAUGUCCUCCUCGAACCCGUCAUGGCAUACGAUUACGAUCCGCAUCCCAUUUGAAUCGGAAAAGCAUGCAUCCAUAGCGAAGCAAGUCAUUGAAGUAGACAGAGAGCUGCAACCUCAAGCAGUUCUACGAGAGUUGUCGGUCGAGAACGACAUUCUCAUUGCAACCUUCAAGACGUUGACCGUCAGGCUCAGCAGGUUGACAGUCAAUGCGUUCCUCGAAAACGUCGAUCUCGUCAUCCGAACUCUCGCCGAGUUCGGCGAGGACGCAGAAAAGGGUACAGCAGCAUAGAGCUCAAGUAUACAUUCUUCGCGGCAAGAGAUUGACAUCACUUCUUGUCCUCCCGCAGCGGCUGCGUCAGCAGUUCCUUCAACUCCGCAUCCUCGAGCUCCUUUUCCGUCUUGACGAGGUCCGCCUUGUACCACACCGGCGGAUGCGUGACCAGGGCGGGGCCGGCAGGAAGCAAUGCGAUCGUGAAGUGGAAGCCCGCGACGAACGUGUUCGAGGGCGUGUAGCUGGGCGAUGUAUGCCGAUCAGAUCCAAUCGAGAAGCGAUUUACGCGAGUGCA
This is a messenger RNA of Rhodofomes roseus, 655 nucleotides long. RefSeq names its product transcription factor Pcc1-domain-containing protein. The transcript is spliced from 4 exons. Gene Ontology annotation, cellular component: EKC/KEOPS complex. Lineage: Eukaryota; Fungi; Basidiomycota; Agaricomycetes; Polyporales; Fomitopsidaceae. Bases 91 to 378 code for a protein of 95 amino acids. The record is from RefSeq and is a predicted model, not a curated record.